Messenger RNA from Arvicola amphibius (Eurasian water vole), 1525 nucleotides. Its product is annotated as transcription initiation factor TFIID subunit 1-like. The record is from RefSeq and is a predicted model, not a curated record. The transcript is spliced from 2 exons. The coding region runs from base 46 to 678 and encodes 210 amino acids. NCBI's taxonomy places the organism in Eukaryota, Metazoa, Chordata, Mammalia, Rodentia, Cricetidae.
GCUGGGGAAGAUGGGGUUUUAUGGGGCCAGACUUGACCAUGGGAUAUGGAGUGGGAGAAGCAGAGAAUGGGGUGCGGGGAUGGGGUGGCUAGUCAGCCUGAGGGGGAGCAGCACAGGGCCAGGCUCACCACAGCAUCCACAUCAAGCUGUAAGCCUCACCUGGAAAGUGAAACCGUGAGCAUCCACACGACAGAGGAACACACAUGUGGAGAGCUGUCCAGAGAGACAGUGAGCAUCCACAUGACAGAGGAACACAUGUGUGGAGAGCUGUCCAGGGAGACAGUGAGCAUCCACAUGACAGAGGAACACACGUGUGGAGAGCUGUCCAGGGAGACAGUGAGCAUCCACAUGACAGAGGAACACACAUGUGGAGAGCUGUCCAGAGAGACAGUGAGCAUCCACAUGACAGAGGAACACAUGUGUGGAGAGCUGUCCAGGGAGACAGUGAGCAUCCACAUGACAGAGGAACACACGUGUGGAGAGCUGUCCAUGGAGACAGUGAGCAUCCACAUGACAGAGGAACACACGUGUGGAGAGCUGUCCAGAGAGACAGUGAGCAUCCACAUGACAGGAACACACGUGUGGAGAGCUGUCCAGGGAGACAGUGAGCAUCCACAUGACAGGAACACACGUGUGGAGAGCUGUCCUAUUGUUGCCAGCCCAACAGAGGCCUCCUGAUGGCCCAUGCUGCCUUCUGAGAGAGACGGGGAAGGCUCAGUGGGAAAUAGGCAGGUGAGAGAGCGGGCCGUGUGCUCCUGUCCUCGCUCUCUCGUCUGUUCCGAGUUGUGAGUGGCCCUGCAUGGCAUUCAGGCACAAUCGAAGGCACUUUCCUGGAUACAGAAAGGACCCUAGAUUCAUGCCUUUCGUCAGUAUGGAGAAAUCCUCAGCUCUUAUCUUCUAAGCCUUUUGCCUGCCUCCUCUUCUGUCUCCUGGGACUCCGGUGCCUCAUGUUAGAGUGUUUCUUUGUAUGACAUGUCUACUGUUUUCCCAUGCUUUUUCUCCCAUCUGUCUUUGAGUUCACUGUCUUCUAGCCCAUCUGUUUAGUUCUUGGGUUUGUUUGGUGUGUGUGUGUGUGUGUGUGUGUGUGUGUACAUGUGAAGGCCUGAGUUUAAUGUCAGGAGUCAGCCUUGAUCACUCUUCCACUGUAUCUGCUGAGUCAGGGCUUGCUCCUUUAGUCAGACUUGGAGCUCGCUGACAGGGCUCCUCUCACCAGCCAGCUUGCUCCGCAUCCAGGUCUGCACCUUCUCAGGCUGGAAUUGCAAACAUGUUGCCAUGUACAUCUGACAUUUACAUGAGUGCUGGGCACUUUGAACGCCAGUCCUCCUGUGUGCAUGACAAAUACUUAGCCACUGAACCAUCUCCCAGCCCAAAUUCUUAAUUUCAGACACUAUAUCUUUUAACUUGUAAAAUGUCCAAUUUGAUUUAAUUUUUUCGUACAUUCCAAUUUUAUUUGUUUUGUCAUUUUUGUAUUUCUCGUUUGUGUGAAUGUUUUGUCUGUGUGUGUGUGUGUACCAUGUGCAUACCU